AUGUCUCACGAGGAAGACCUUAUCGAUUACUCCGACGAGGAGCUUCAGACCACCACCGCGCCCGCUGCGCCCGCCGCUGCUCCUGCCAAUGGCGGUGCCGAGAAGCAGGGUGAUCUGACUGUCUCGGGUCGUCCCGACAAGAAGGGCAGCUAUGUCGGCAUCCACUCGACCGGUUUCCGUGAUUUCCUGCUGAAGGGAGAACUACUUCGCGCCAUUACCGACUGCGGUUUCGAACAUCCAUCUGAGGUCCAACAGACUUGCAUUCCCACCGCCAUGCUGAACGUCGAUGUUCUCUGCCAGGCCAAGUCCGGUCUCGGUAAGACCGCGGUCUUCGUUCUGACGACCCUCCACCAGCUGGAGCCCGUUGCCGGCGAGUGCUCCAUCCUCGUCAUGUGCCACACUCGUGAGCUCGCCUACCAGAUCAAGAACGAAUACGCCCGUUUCUCCAAGUAUCUACCCGACGUCAAGACUGCCGUGUUCUACGGUGGUACCCCCAUCCAGAAGGACAUCGACCUUCUGGCCAACAAGGACACUCACCCCAACAUUAUUGUCGCCACUCCCGGUCGCCUGAACGCCCUUGUCCGCGACAAGAAGUUGUCUCUGCGCAACGUGAAGUCCUUUGUCCUUGACGAGUGCGACAAGAUGCUCGAUCAAAUUGGUGAGUCUGAAAUCAGUGAUCCCGUGAAGCGACGUAUCGUUAAUGAAGGUUUUGCAGAUAUGCGCCGUGACGUUCAGGAGAUCUUCCGUGCUACUCCCUCCGAGAAGCAAGUGAUGAUGUUUAGUGCAACUCUCUCCAACGAAGUCCGCCCCAUCUGCAAGAAGUUCAUGCGCAACCCUCUCGAGGUUUACGUCGACGACGAUACGAAGCUCACACUGCACGGUCUGCAGCAGUACUACGUCAAGCUGAGCGAGCAGGAGAAGAACCGCAAGCUCAAUGAGCUGCUGGACAACCUCGAGUUCAACCAGGUCAUCAUCUUUGUCAAGAGCACCCUCCGUGCCAACGAGCUCGACAAGCUGCUGCGCGAGUGCAACUUCCCCAGCAUUGCUGUUCACUCCGGUGUCAGCCAGGAGGAGCGUAUCAAGCGCUACAAGGAGUUCAAGGAGUUCAACAAGCGUAUCUGUGUUGCCACCGAUGUCUUUGGCCGUGGUAUCGAUAUCGAGCGUAUCAACCUGGCCAUCAAUUACGAUCUCCCCGCCGAUGCCGACUCCUACCUUCACCGCGUGGGUCGUGCCGGUCGUUUCGGUACCAAGGGUCUGUCCAUCUCCUUUGUGAGCAACGAGGAUGAUGAGAAGGUCCUGAAGGACAUUGAGAAGCGUUUCGAGGUCGCCCUUCCGGAGUACCCCGAGGGCGGUGUUGACUCGACCACCUACAUGGCCUAA
Molecule: messenger RNA, 1380 nt
Organism: Penicillium argentinense
Lineage: Eukaryota; Fungi; Ascomycota; Eurotiomycetes; Eurotiales; Aspergillaceae
Product: ATP-dependent RNA helicase SUB2
Exons: 4
Coding region: 1-1380 (459 amino acids)
Biological process (GO): mRNA splicing, via spliceosome; mRNA export from nucleus
Molecular function (GO): RNA helicase activity; RNA binding; ATP binding
Source: RefSeq, a predicted model, not a curated record